AUGCCGUCCGCUACUGUUCAAAUGAUAGACCAAAUCAUGGAGCAUGUAAUAGCUCAGGAGGCCGACAUGGAAGCGACAAACAAGGAGCUCAAGAGGGAGAACGAAAAGCUGAAGCAGGAGCUCAAGGCGCUCAAGGAGCAGUUUGAUCGAGUGAAUAUUAAUCAGUUAAAACAUUGA
This is a messenger RNA of Suillus discolor, 177 nucleotides long. RefSeq lists its product as uncharacterized. The transcript has 2 exons. Bases 1 to 177 code for a protein of 58 amino acids. Lineage: Eukaryota; Fungi; Basidiomycota; Agaricomycetes; Boletales; Suillaceae. The record is from RefSeq and is a predicted model, not a curated record.